Molecule: messenger RNA, 1664 nt
Organism: Dromaius novaehollandiae (emu)
Lineage: Eukaryota; Metazoa; Chordata; Aves; Casuariiformes; Dromaiidae
Gene: RBMX2
Product: RNA binding motif protein X-linked 2
Exons: 6
Coding region: 74-1000 (308 amino acids)
Biological process (GO): mRNA splicing, via spliceosome
Cellular component (GO): catalytic step 2 spliceosome; precatalytic spliceosome; U2 snRNP
Molecular function (GO): RNA binding
Source: RefSeq, a predicted model, not a curated record
GCGCUGCGAGCGGGCCGCGCGGCGCGCAUGCGCGGAGGCGGCGGGCGCAGGCGCAGUGCGCGCCGCUGUCACCAUGAACCCCCUGACGAAGGUGAAGCUGAUCAACGAGCUGAACGCGCGGGAGGCGGAGCUGGGCGUGCAGGAGGCGGUGUCGUGGCACGCCGAGUACAAGGACAGCGCCUGGGUCUUCGUCGGCGGGCUGCCCUACGAGCUCACCGAGGGGGACAUCAUCUGCGUGUUCUCGCAGUAUGGAGAGGUCGUGAACAUUAAUCUGGUGCGGGACAAGAAGACAGGAAAAUCCAAAGGCUUCUGCUUUCUCUGCUAUGAGGACCAGAGAAGCACUAUUCUUGCAGUUGACAACUUUAAUGGAAUCAAGAUAAAAGGAAGAACGAUCCGAGUGGACCACGUGGCUAACUAUCGCCCCCCCAAAGACUCUGAUGAUUUAGAUGAUGUCACCAAAGCCCUCCGUGAAAAGGGCUGUGGAGUUAAAACACCACCUCAUACUUCAUCUGAUUCGUUGUCAGAAGAUGAUAAUGUGCCAGUAAAAAAGCAAAAAGAUAAAGAGAAAAGCAGGCAAGAACGGCAAAAGCAGAGCCUGCACGCUGUGAAGAGGGCUGCGUCUGCAGAGGAGUCGCAUCCAAGAAUCAAAAUUAAAAAGGAGAAAGAGGAUCCUGCCUAUGACCAGUAUGCCAAUGUGAGUCAGCAGUCCUGGAACGGGUCUGAGAGGAAACAUGCGAGCAGGACGCAGCGGGAAGAGGAAGAGCAGAGGCACCAGAGAGCUUCGGAGAGAAGAGGGGAAAAGAGCUGCCAGGAACAGAGGGGACAAAACAGCCUGCGGAAAGAGAGAGGAGAGACUGGCAGAAAGGGUGAAGGCCACAGCAGCAGGCGAGACGAGCGUCUCGAGGGAAGCAGAUCCAGGGAGCACCGGGAGAGCAGCAUCACAGAGCCCCAUUCCAGACACAGAGAGCCAAGUACCGCUAGGGAUUCCAACCGCCGCUAAGCUGGGGGGUGAGCAGCACCUGGGGCCACGGCUGCUCUGACCAAACAGUCGGAGUGUGGUCCCUGAACCUAGCCCAAAGCCCGUAUGAAGCCUCCUUAUGUCUCUGUGAGGAUGCCACAGCUAGACUGCUAGUUUCCACCAGUUCUAGCUUUGUUUGUCAUUCCAGCUCUUGGACAAGGAUCUCCUCCUCGCUUCUGAUGCAAUCGGGGAUGUGAAUUUUGUCGUCUUCUUGUUCAGCCCUUCUCUGCUGUGGCAUCUUGCGGCAUUAAUGGUGGAUGGCCUUGCAGACACGUAGAUGUGUCGAGCCAUUCACCGCAACGUGAAAACAGUCACUGGGCUGCUGUGUUCCCUAAGCAGCCCCGUGUCAGCAGUCCUGGUGGGACUGGUUUCCAUUCCCCCCCCCAUUACACUCACUCUCUCCUCUCUCGCUGCAGAGGGAGAUUGGUGGGAAUCUUGUAGGCCUUACACACACUGGCUUUGUACCCUGAGCCCAUCCUGUGUAGCUGCCAGCUUCUGUGAUGAAUCCCAAGGGAUGCACUGUUGAGUCAGGGCUAUUUAUUGUUUUCUAAAAGUCCCUUAAUAAAGCUGUUGUAUUAACUGAAAGACAGAACUGUAAGCAGCAGUUCUCUUUCCUGGUGACUGAUUAAAGGUAUAUUUUUUCUUA